AUGACUCAUGGGGAGGAGCCUGGCCCUGAGACACACAAGGAUUCAGCUGUUCUAACUUAUCUGGAAGGUUUACUGAUGCAUCCCGUGGUGGCUGGGCCCGGGGCCACAGUAGGCAGGAGGUCUGAGGCUGCCCAUAGCAAUCAACAGCAGGUGGACAAAGGGGGCAGGCCGCCGACUCAUGGACCUACAGCUCCAGCUGCUGGAACCAAUGGGCCCUCCCUGGGUGCAACACAGCACCUGAAGAAGGCCCGGCUACUGCGCUCAGGGGCCUGGAACGAUUCAGCAAGCCAACGCAUAAGCUCCCCCUCAGUUGAAAUGAAUGGUCAGGGAGGGGUCAUACAAAAUGGAACUCUGGAAGGGUCUCCUCAUGCCGGGGAGAGCACCCUUUUGGCUUCACUGCUACAAUCUUUCAGUUCACGUCUUCAAAAUGUAGCCAUGUCACAGAACUCUGCUAAACCCGCUGGGGAUGUUUCUCCUCCCCCAAAGACCCCUCCAGAAAAGGAGCCUCUCCCUGUGUAUGGUACCGCUUCAAGUCGUUUGAAAGGUCUAAUGAGAAAAAACAAAAUUCAAAAUCAUAGCAACACGCCUUACAGUCGCAGAGGCCAUAGCCAAGACCGACCCCCAGAGUCCCCACACUCUGCCCACAGUGCCACACCCCCUACAGACUCCUGUGCUGAGCGUCUGAAGGCUGUGGCUAACAUGGUGAAAAUCCGCUCCAGUCCUGCACCUUCUCCAAAGCCCAGUGUGGCCUGCAGUCAGCUGGCACUUCUGUUAUCCAGUGAGGCCCAUCUCCAGCAGUACUCCAGAGAGCAUGCCCUCAAAGCCCAACUCUCUGAAAGGCUCAAUGCCCCUUUGCACCGAAUGACCAAUACACCUCUGUCAGAUGGACCCUCAGGCAGCUCCACCCCCUAUAGCCACAAGGAGCUCACGCCUCCUUCUUCCCAGAUUGAAAACCUUCUGGAGAGGCGCACUGUUUUACAGUUGCUUCUAGGGAACACUUCAGCCACCUCUACACCCAGCCGCAAAGAAAGGGCUUCUGGGAGUGGCCGGGCGAGCGUCGAGGUGACAGGGGGUCGCAAUGACAAGAGUCCCAGUGUUUCCAGCGUCUGUGACAGCUCCAAUGGACCUGCUUCAGAUGUAAAGGUCAAAAUGGAGCAUCUAGAAGAGAAGGGGCAGUUCUCUGGUACAUCUGAAGAACCAAGUAGCAGAAAAAGACCAGGUUAUGAAAAGACUUGCCGUCUGUCUGACCAUCAGCCUGACGUGAAAACAGAGCCACGGCCUGCAGAGGUCAUUGCAAAGUAUGGCCUUCUUAGUCAGCUGCUUAAACAACAAACUGCUACUUAUUACACUAGUAGUGCUGUCCACGUGGAGCCACAGCUCAGACAGGUGAAAGAGGAGCAAAGGGACUAUCUCAGCCCCAGUCCCAAAAAGAGGCGCCUUUUCUCUGAACGGACUGACACUUUAAACAAUAGCAACUCUCCCAGAGCAGUGGAACAUUGCACCCUAGGUUUUGCUUCUCCCGGUGUUCAGGAUAAGUUGGACCAGAGGAGAAGUCCGAAAGCUGAUGAAGCUCCACAAAGGAGCCCCCCAAAUGAGGUUCUGAGUAAAGAGAGUCGGGGCUUUAAUGUGCUCAAGCAGCUUCUUUUAUCAGACAACUGCUUGAAAGAGUUGUCCCCACAAUCCAGAGGCACCGCCAGUCCUUCUGUUUUGCAGCCUAAUGGUAAAGCCAAUGGAAGCAUUCACAGUCAGCCCUCACACAAUCACAACAUCCUCAGCCUGCCGGGCUGGAACCCACAUGGACACCUCAGUUCUGGGCCAGCUGGACAUAAUCGAGCACUGUCUUCCCCACCUGAAGCUGAUGGGCUCAGUCGAACCCAGUGGGGUCGUCAGCCGUCUCCAUGGCCCGUCUCUCAAAAACGGGAAACGCCUACUUUAGUUAAAAAGGAAGCUGAGAGUCCCAGUCGUUGGAGUGGUCCUGAGAAAGAGGAAGAUGAUUGUGACUCUAACCCCAACUCUCCUCGACUCUCUCGCUCCAACCCAAUCCUCUACUACAUGCUGCAGAAGGGCAGCCUUCAGCUAAGAAAGGAAAUGAAGAAUCAGUCGGAGGGCACACACUCUGUUGUUCGAGUCAAAGAGGAGCCAAUCAGUGACCUGCAUGCCUACGAACACAGCUCCCACGCCCAAUCACCCCCCCACAACGACAAGCACAGCCAUAAGAGCCGAGGGCUGAGCCAAUCAUCUGAAUAG
Molecule: messenger RNA, 2247 nt
Organism: Knipowitschia caucasica
Lineage: Eukaryota; Metazoa; Chordata; Actinopteri; Gobiiformes; Gobiidae
Source: the annotation of a GenBank genome assembly